GAGGAAGGAUGCGUCUGUCCUCCAUCCUCCAUCACUUCUUACCGGAGCGCGAGUGCGAACGCUGCUGGCCAAUCAGAGCGCCGAGGGGCGUGGCCUGUCCUGAAUACGGGUGUCGCUGAAGGAGACGGCCGCCUGUGCGCGAGCGGCUCUAGCGAUGGUGGACGCGGCAGGCGCGCGCAGGCCUGAGCUCGAGCCUGACGUACCGGUGCCGGAAAUCACUCCGCUGGACCGGUACCACCCGGGCCGAGCCCGAGCGCGCGCGGGGAUCCGCUGGCUGAUCAGCAAGGCCUACGGGCGCGCAGACAACAUCCCCACAGAUCUUUCUGAGGCUCUAGCUGAUGGUCAGUCUGAUGAUGGAUUCGGCCCUCCAGUGGAACGCGUCCUGCUGUCCAGUGAGCUGUACUGCAGCGCUUUCACUUCUCUCCCACAUGCAGUGUCUCAAACACACACCAGCUCACCAGCGCCCCCUAGAGACCAUGCCAGCCUGCUGCAGAUCCUCCAGCACCGCGGCCUGGCUCCAACCCACUCACAGAAACCCGUCAUAGACGCACAGCUUACCUGCAAACCUGUCAAUAUGGGUGCACAUUUGGCUGUGAUCGAAUCGCUGAUGUCGCUGGCUGCCAUGGAGACUGUGGGUGAGGUCAAGAUGGCCAAAGAGGCCGACCAGUUUGGCGAUGGAGCAAGCUGGGAGAAUUCUCUCCUCUUCUGGAUCAACAAGCUGAAUCAGAAGCUGAGGGAAAGUACAGAGGCAGAUGAUGCUCAGAAGCCACAGCCCUGCACAGAUUUACAACCAGUCCAGCCAUCAUGUCCAACACGCUGGUAUUGGAAGCUGGUCCCACAUGCCAUCGCUUUUUGUUUGAAGGAGUCGGGGAAAAAACCUCCUGUGAUCCGCUACAGGAAAGAUAAAGUGCGCUCUAAGCAGACUCCUACCUUUUCAGUCGUGUCCGGAGUGAAAGAUCUGUCUAACGGCUGUGCCAUCGCCGCUGCUAUACACUUCUACUGCCCCCAGCUUCUGCCCCUGGAGGAGGUGUGUUUGAAGGACACCAUGUCUGUGGCAGACAGUCUGCAUAACCUGCAGUUGAUCAGAGAGUUCUGCAACAGCCAUCUGAAAGGCUGCUGCCCCCUUGUGCUGGAGGACCUGCUCUACACCCCACCUGUGCUACGGGUGAGCAUCAUGUGCUUCCUCUCCGAGUUACUGGCAGUGUUUGAAGUGCAGAAGCCGGAUUUCGUCAAGCCUGCUCACACGCUGGACCUUACAGAUGCCUCUGGUAUGGAGGACUGCACCAGUCCAAUCAGUGGCACCAGUGGCUCUCCAUCCUUCCUGUUUAAGCAGCCGCUCUUACCCAUCUCAUCCCCUUCAUCUCCUGGAGGGAAAACCGAGGGUCUGGGCUGGAGUAAGAAGCAGAUCAGUCGUCCACUCUCUGCAGUGACUUUCAGCAUCCCUUUCCCUCUGGACAGUGAUGUGGACGUUGUCAUGGGCAACCCACUCUUCCGCUCUGUUAGCACCGACAGCCUCACCAACCUUGCUCCCUACACACCUCCAGAAGAUCUGAGCAAGCUGAUUGGCCAGGCGCCACUGGGGGAGUUGCCCACUAUCGAAGAGGCACUACAGGUCAUCCACAUGGGUCGAUCUGUGCGGAAUGAGCCAGAGGGGGCACCGGCGGGCUUCUUCCUGCACUCCCCCGAGAAAGAGGACAAGUCCAGGCUGAGCAGUUCUGCCCCCUGCAGGUCAGGAAUGAUGUACCGACCAAUCGGAGGCAGCGGGAGGCGAGGGGGCAGGGUGGGAAGGCCAGUGGACUGUUCUAGAGAUGAUGAUUCUGUUCUCAGAGACGGAAGCAUAGAUUCUGAUGCUUCGGAAGAUUUCUCCUCAAGGUCUAACCCUGGAACUCCAUCCAAUGGUCUGAAAGGAGGCCGCAUGACGAGUUUUGCUGAGCAAAGGAAGAAGCUUCCAGAGUCACCAGUGGCCUCCAGGGUGCAGGGAUUGGAAGAGCCUUCUAGCCCAAUGAUCAUGAGCCCUGCUGGGGCAGUAGAGGCCCAGGAGCUGGGGGCUCGCCUGGAGGAGAAGCGACGUGCCAUCGAAGAACAGAAAAGAAGGAUUGAAGCAAUUUUCGCCAAGCACAGGCAGAGGCUGGGGAAGAGUGCUUUCCUCCAACUGCAGAGGGAGCAAGGGGAAGGAGCAAAUGGGGGCAAAGGCAAAGAAGAGACAGAGUCGCUCAGUCUGGAUGAGAGGCUGACUCGCAUGGAGGAGGAGCUAAAGCGGGAGGAGGAGCGAGAGAAAGAGGAGGAGAAGGAGAAAGAGAAGAAUAAAGAAGAGGCGAAAGAGAAAGCUCCACCCAAAUUAGAAAAGCAGGUCACGUUCUCGGUGGAACCCAAAAAAGGGGCAGAGAAAGAGCCGCCCUUGGUCGAAUACAAUGAAGCGGUGUCUAAGCUAAGCUCCGCCUUGCAGUCCUUACAGAGGGACAUGCAGCGGCUUACGGAACAGCAGCAAAAGCUAAUGGGACAGAAAACAACUGCGUCACCUCCAGCCAAAGCCGCAACUUCUUCUCGAAAAACCCCACAUCCCAGCAAGGCUUGGGUCAUUCCGGCUGGCACGAAAAGCUCAGUCACACCUUCUGUCCGGAAACCUCAGUCUAGCCGUGACUUCUCACCUUCUGGGUCACCAUCUAAGCCAAGUGCAGGUGACCCCAAAUCACCCAAAGCAUCCACUUCUACAACACCCCGCAGGUCCCAUAAUUCCGCCCUCAAGAGCCCCAAAAGGCAGCAUCCCACCCGUCCGUGUGACCUCAGUUUCCCGCCGCUAACCCGUGUCCUCACGCCACCCCAGAACGUUGACACGCUCCCCCACCUGCGCCGUGUGUCUCCCAGUCAGUGCCAAGUCCAGACUUGUUCUUCCCUCAGACUGGGAGGACCCCGGACCCCCCAGGAACCAGCUUCAGCUCCAGUCCAGGAGAGCAGCUCUGAAUCAGGCUCCAGCACUGAACACACUCCCCUGUUCACACUGGAACUGGAGACCUGUCCUCCGCCGCCUCCCUCUGUCGUGUGUCCUGUGAGCAUAGGUGGAGGCAGCAGUUCAGGAGCCCCCUCUGAAUGCUCGUUUGAAAGCGAUGUGCUCCUCAGUGCCCCUCUGAGGCUGGAGGAGGGCGAGACGGAUCAGGAACAGCCCGAUAUUUUCUCCUCUGAUUCCAUGAGUGACCACACAGAGACCGAGAGCAGGUCAGGGGUCGGGAUUCACUACAAGGACUCUGGUCUCUCUGAGGAACAGAUGGCUUUGAAGAAAGCUCUACUUCUGGAGCGGCAGCAGAGACGAGCAGAAGAGAUCAAGAAGCGAAGACAGGAGCAGGAAAACAGUCGGCUGUGCUCUACAGACGAACUUUGCCCCUCUGUGACUCCUCCCCUCUCCCAGUCUUUGCCAACUACACACACUGUGCCCCCACCACCACAGGCCACACUCCCACCAUCUAAUGCCACGCCCCCAGGCACACCCCAGCGGCGCGGUGCCUUCACCAGAGCAGAGUAUGAACGGCGGCAGCAGCUGAAGAUCAUGGCUGACCUGGAGAAAGUACUGAAGCAGAAAAAUAAAAAACAACUGACCACCAACAAAAACAACACCCACUCACCUCGCAAGGAGAAACCAGCUGAACAGGCCAACAGCUCUCAGACUAACGGGCCGCUGCUUACAGACAAAACAAACAGCAUCACUGAUUCACCAUCAAAGCUGAUGUCACCAGGACGUCUGUCCAAUCAGAAUGGAGAUAAGGACUGGGAAAACGGUUCAAACGCUUCUUCUCCUGCUUCAAUCCCAGAAUACACUGGGCCCAAACUGUUCAAGGAGCCGAGUUUUAAAUCCAACAAAUUCAUCAUCCACAAUGCCCUCUCACGCUGCUGCCUCGCUGGAAAAGUCAACGAGAGUCAGAAGAACAAGAUUAUUGAGGAGAUGGAGAAAAGCUCGGCUAACCACUUCCUGAUCCUCCUUCGUGACUCCAACUGUCAGUUCCGUGCCAUCUAUACUCUGGACGGCCAAUCGGAUGAGCUGCAGCGGCUGUGCGGUGUAGGCCCACGUACCAUUUCCUGUUCUGCCGUGGAGGCCAUUUACAAAUACAGCUCGGACAGGAAGCAGUUCAGUGCGUUGCCGUCUCGCACCGUGAGCAUGAGCGUGGAUGCCUUCACUAUCUCCGCCCACUUGUGGCAGUCCAAGAAACAAAGCACACCAAAAAAAGCAGCCACACCCAAAUAGAAGAUACCACACCCCCUAAAAUAUCAGCACUCCAAAAGAAGAAACAUAGGAGCCAUCUUCAUGAAAGCAAGCUAGGUCUCGGCAUACUUGAUCUUCUUAGGAUAUCCAAGAAGAAUCCGAUUCCUUUUAUGGAUGCUCCUUGUCUGACUAUGUCUAGAUUAUUGGAAUACCCCAGAAUGCAUCUUAGAAUGGAUGAAAGGUAGUGGUGACCAAUUAGCAUGAUUUCCGGUUUCCUCUAGUGCAGCUUUCUUUAGAAAUGUUUAGCUAAUUUCUUCUACUGCAACUUUUCCUUCAUAUUUUGAUGAAAUAUUCAUUAAACAGCAUUCCAACCAUGAAUUGAUCUUCCCAGAACACAGUACAACCAUCGCUCCAAAAAACUGUGACCAACUCUCAAAACCCGCCCACGUAGACCAGCCUCUGCGGGAAGAGUCUAUGGUAAUUGCAUGUAAAUAGAAGAAGCAAAGCACCAGAAAAACUCAAGGCACAUCAAAAAGAGCAUGAACACUUAGUCAGAUAUCUUUCCUAAACAUUUCCUAAGCAUACAUUCUCCCUUGAGAUGUACAUAAAAGCAUUGGUAGACCUUCCCUAAAACUUGGCACGCUAACACAAAAAGUUAUUUCUUUUUAGUGAGAACAUUGCUCAACUUUGGCCUUAAAUCCAGAUAUUGAUUGGCUGGAGGCUUUUAGAAUCUAGCUGUGAAUUGUUUCCAGGGCUGAAAAUCUAAAUUCUGAUUGGUUAGAUGCAUUUACGACCAUCGGCUGAUUGAAUAGAGCAUUAAAACAUUUGAAUGAAUGGUUAGAUGGUUUUAGUUUGAGAUGAGCUGAUGUUGCAUCAGAUUUCUUGGUUGUUCGUAAUUCUAUUUAUGUGUGUUUCUACUGCAGAAAACUGGAACUGUGCUUUUUCAAUUAGCCAUCAGUGCCGAAGGUUCCAUUUUUAUGGGUUAUGGACCCUGUACAAGACUGGUACCCACAGGACCUAAUGGGACCCAUUGUCCUCUCUAUUUGGUAACACUUGCAGCUGAAACAAGCGAAAGUUAGCAAAUUAUUUACUCUUCCAGGUAAGGAUAAUGCCAGUAAGCACUAUAACACCACCUAUAAGUGCACCAGACCAUAAACUAGUAUCAUAUAUUGACAUGUCGAUUGCUGUUUUUUUAGAAUUAUUGCUUCGUGAACACUUUGUGAAGCUUGAUAUAAGCUAGUUAGGAAGGUAAUGCUAAUGUUAUUAGCAUGUGCAGUUAACUUGUUUUCUAUCACAGAUAUGGUGAUUGUUCCAGCCUUCUGACAAAUGGAGGAAAUGAAAUUGAACUAACUAAAAGUUAGUUUUGUUGAUUCAUGUUUUGGUUAGUUCUUGUUUUUGAAUAUGCAGUGGAAAAACGCCUUCAAGCCCUAUUCUGACUGGAUUAGUUUUACAUGAAGAGGUGGGUAAUGUCAUUUGGCCAGCAUUGCUCAGCAAUUUUAGUCCUGUCUAAAUGCACCACUUCAUAAAGUUUCCAGUGCAACCACCUAGCAACACCCUAGCAACCACCAAGCAACACCACAGCAACUACGUAGCAACACCCAAGCAAGCACCGCCUGGAAUACCAUAGUGAACACCUAGCAACACCCCAGCAACCACCUGGGAUACCAUAGCAACCAAAUAGCAACACCCUAGCUACCACCUAGCAAUACCCCAGCAUCCACCGGGGAUACCAUAGUGAACACCUAGCAAUACCCCAGUAAGCCUCCUAGCAACACCCCAGAAACCACCUGGGAUACCAUAGCGAACACCUAGCAACACCCCAGCAACCACCUGACAGCACCCUAGCUACCAUCUAGCAACACCCCAACAACCAACUAGGAUACCACCUAUCAACACCUCUGCAACUUCCUCAAAUACCAUAGUGACCAUUCAGCAUCACCAUAACAACUGCUAACUGUUUGACAACACCCUAGCAACCACCCGGGACCUACUUAAGCUGUGCAAUGUCUGCAUUUUCUUCAGGAAAUGCACUUUUCUAGUUUACACUGAGAUUCCACAUCCCAUUUGAAGAUGUCCUGUGGUAAACUGGCAGCGUCCUGGCUCCUCGUGGUAAACUAAUCCUGUCUGAUUGGCCUUUGGUCAGUGCUCCUGCUCUGAAAUGCUUUAUGAAUCCUGGCCCUGGAUGGUGGGUGUUUCAUGCUCAUUGAAAAUGUCUGUAUCUUCUUGUUUUGUUUGAUUGCACUUUUCUAGCUCCUGACGCAAGAGUGUAAACUUUUCAAUGUACUGGACCUUUUUUUAUUCUCUUGUGGGCUAUUUUAUACAUUCAAACGUCGUAACACGCCAAGUUAAGUAUAUAGUAUUUUUAAGAACCUGCUAAAUCUACAACAGUAUUAGAAUUAGAACGCUGGAACAGAACACAGUUAGAACGUCUCCAUAGUGAUGGAUCUACAUUUUCUACCAUGUAAUUUAUUCUGUUUGUGCGGUUCUGAGAAAUCCAAGCUGUUCCAGACAGACACAAAGCGAAGAGCCCUGUGUGCAUGUUUUUACAUUCCCCAUGUACCAUCAAAGCCCCCUUUUCCAUGUCCCGACCUUCAGCUCUCUCUGAAAGCUCCAAAACAGACAGAUAAAAGAGAAAGAGUUGAAACCUUCACAUUGUCCCGUCUACCAAAAUCUCAAAUGCUGUGAACCCGAUUUGAAAUUCCUGUUCUGCUCUUGAAUAAUGGUUUCCUGGGAAUGCUGUGUUUGUAGGAUGUGGACACGAAGUCCAAAUGCUCCCUGGAACAUUAGCAUCUGGACACAUCCCUAAACCUGCAUCAUCUGCAGAGGUGGCGUUAGCAGACAUAUGUCUUAAAGGGGAAUUGCACUAAUUUCUCUACAUUUUUCUAACAUUUCAGAUGUAAACAGAGCAGUUAACUGUUAUGGUGGUGGAACCAGACGUCCCCCUCUAAAAGCUCCCUCACAGAAAGUUCCUACAUGGCAUGGUUAUGACCACGACUCCUGUUCCCUAUGAAUUCCCGGUCUGAUGACUGAGAUGCUGUGUUAUGAUAGUUUUUUUGAUCAAGUUUCGUGGUGGAGGGAUACAUGCAGGACAUUGUGAGGCGAAAUAGUCCUUAAAGAAAACUCUUUUUUUGGUUUUGGACAGUAAAAAAAUGGCUAAAUUGGUGUUGCAGUCGUGGGACCAACACUGUAAAGAAAUCAGAGUCUCUACUAUUCCACUCUGUUUACAUCACAACGAUGGAAUUUGGUAAAAAAUUUGAAUUGGUGGAAUUCUCCUACGCUAGGCUAAGAGAUGCUCAUUCACCCUGCAAUAGCCACUCUUUCAUGGGUGCUUCUUUCUGGAUUACUGGAAUAUUUUACCACAGAAUGAUAAUGAUAACCCUAACCCUAACCCUAACAAUGGAUGAAAGUUAAAUGGGAACCAGUUAGCAUUUGGCUAACGUCAUUAGCACGCAGCCUUUCAUUUACUCCUGGAAACUCGGAAUCUGCACCACGGUUUAGGAAUCAGCACCACGUGCUAGUUUCCAUUUGGUGGUAGUCACAUUAGCAUUUUUGCCACAACUGGAAGCCACCAGGCCAUAAAACUACCAGUUAGCAUGAGCACAGCUAUGCAAACACCUGGGGUUCAUGCCCUGUUAGUUUCCGGACAUUGUUAGCCGUGUUAGCAUUAACAUGUGACCCAACGGUCAGGCUAUGCUAAUACUGCUGAUUUGCUGAUAAAGAGAAAUAUGGUUACCAUUGGAAACCACUUAAUCUACCCAGCCCUGCACUGACUGGAUCACAUUCUCUCUCUUCUGUCUGUCUCAGAGCGACAGUGUCUCUUGUCCUUCGUAUGUAUGAGUGCGCGUGUGUUUGCGUCGCCGCAUGACUGAGGAAAUCAGAGAACGUAGGUCACUGAGACUUUGUUCAGUCUGUUAUUAAUGUUUAAUAAAAGGAUCAAUAAAACCAUUUUCCACAAUACA
This is a messenger RNA of Pygocentrus nattereri (red-bellied piranha), 8151 nucleotides long. RefSeq names its product calmodulin-regulated spectrin-associated protein 3. The record is from RefSeq and is a predicted model, not a curated record. Gene Ontology annotation, biological process: cytoplasmic microtubule organization; neuron projection development; negative regulation of microtubule depolymerization. NCBI's taxonomy places the organism in Eukaryota, Metazoa, Chordata, Actinopteri, Characiformes, Serrasalmidae. Gene Ontology annotation, molecular function: microtubule minus-end binding; spectrin binding; calmodulin binding. Gene Ontology annotation, cellular component: microtubule minus-end. The transcript is spliced from 20 exons. Bases 155 to 4234 code for a protein of 1359 amino acids.